This is a messenger RNA of Trichomycterus rosablanca, 2234 nucleotides long. RefSeq names its product protein phosphatase 2, regulatory subunit B, delta (gene ppp2r2d). Gene Ontology annotation, cellular component: protein phosphatase type 2A complex; cytosol. The coding region runs from base 165 to 1508 and encodes 447 amino acids. The record is from RefSeq and is a predicted model, not a curated record. The transcript is spliced from 10 exons. Gene Ontology annotation, molecular function: protein phosphatase regulator activity; protein binding. NCBI's taxonomy places the organism in Eukaryota, Metazoa, Chordata, Actinopteri, Siluriformes, Trichomycteridae.
CGAUGUGCGCCAUCUUGGGCAGAAAUAAAAUCACGGGGGCAAUUUUGCCUGCACCGAUUCGAGACUCAAAUCAGAUGUGCGUUUGAAUAAUCGCGCUGCAGUUUAACGGUAACAGAGGCGGUGAUAUUCGGAAUAGUAAUCGGACCCGGCGCAGAGCUAAAGCGAUGGCAGGGGUCGGUGGAGGGAAUGACUUCCAGUGGUGUUUUUCUCAGGUGAAGGGAGCAGUGGAUGAAGACGUGGCUGAAGCUGAUAUUAUCUCAACUGUUGAAUUUAAUUACUCUGGUGAAUUACUAGCGACGGGAGACAAGGGAGGAAGAGUUGUCAUAUUUCAACGAGAACAAGAGAGUAAAAACCGACCCCUCUCAAGAGGAGAAUACAACGUGUACAGCACCUUUCAAAGCCAUGAACCUGAAUUUGACUAUUUGAAAAGUUUAGAAAUUGAAGAGAAAAUCAAUAAAAUUAGAUGGCUGCCUCAACAGAAUGCUGCUCACUUUCUGCUCUCCACCAAUGAUAAAACCAUCAAGUUGUGGAAGAUUAGUGAACGGGAUAAACGGGCAGAAGGUUAUAACUUGAAAGAUGAAGAUGGGCGGCUUCUAGAUCCGUUCAGAAUCACAACACUGAGGGUACCGGUUUUGAUGCCCAUGGACCUAAUGGUGGAAGCGAGUCCACGCAGAAUAUUCGCAAAUGCACACACAUAUCACAUCAACUCCAUUUCAGUAAAUAGUGAUCAUGAAACAUACCUUUCUGCAGAUGACCUAAGAAUAAACCUAUGGCACUUAGAAAUCACAGAUAGAAGUUUUAAUAUUGUAGAUAUAAAGCCUGCCAACAUGGAGGAGCUGACGGAGGUGAUAACGGCUGCCGAGUGCCACCCUCACCAAUGCAACGUCUUCGUCUACAGCAGCAGCAAGGGAACCAUCCGCCUGUGUGACAUGCGGGCAGCAGCUCUCUGCGAUAGACAUUGCAAAUUUUUUGAGGAACCUGAGGAUCCAGGCAGCCGGUCGUUCUUUUCAGAAAUCAUCUCCUCUAUAUCUGACGUGAAGUUCAGCCACAGCGGCCGAUACAUGAUGACACGAGACUACCUGUCUGUGAAGGUGUGGGACCUUAACAUGGAGAACCGGCCAGUAGAGACCUACCAGGUACACGAAUACCUUCGUAGCAAGCUGUGCUCGCUGUAUGAGAAUGACUGCAUUUUUGACAAGUUUGAGUGCUGCUGGAACGGAUCGGACAGUGCCAUCAUGACCGGCUCGUACAACAACUUCUUCAGGAUGUUCGACAGGAACACACGGCGUGACAUCACGCUGGAGGCGUCACGCGAGAACAGCAAACCCCGGGCCAUGCUCAAACCCCGCCGGGUGUGCACCGGUGGCAAGAGGAAGAAGGACGAGAUCAGUGUGGACAGCCUGGACUUCAACAAGAAGAUCCUGCACACAGCCUGGCACCCCAAAGAGAACAUCAUAGCUGUGGCCGCCACCAACAAUCUGUAUAUAUUCCAGGACAAAAUGAACUAACCAAGAGCACUGGAGGGAAAACGAGAGGAAACUGAAAUUAAAUACGUCCCUACUUUAUUCCCCGGCACAGGACGGAGAAGAUGUGAGAAAUCCUAGUCAUAGCCUAGUCCUCAAAGAGAAGCUGCAGCCUUGUCGCUCCUCCUGAUGGAUGAAUUGACGCACUCUUUAAAAAUAUAUACACAGGGAAACAAACGAGAGACCAUGCGUUUCUUUGACUAACACCUCAACACCCCAACACUUUGUUCCCUUAAACCAGGAGAAGGCCGACCCCAUCCUUAGCCACCCUUUUUCUGAGCAGAAACGACUAAACAGAGAGGCCAAAUCGACUUUUUAGCACUUCCAAAAGUGGUUUUCUUUCAGUGUAAGCCUUAGAUUCUUGCAAAUUGUCAACCCCAGAUUGCGGAAAACACCCAGCGGAAGCGCACACUCAUCCUGGCGCGUUCAUCUCUGUUGUCUGGAACCCUUCCAGAAAUGUGACGUUUUUGCUUGUUGAUGCCUGUCAACAUUCCUCCCCCUGGCCUUCUUCACAGGCCUCGGUGUUUUACCUUUUAAGCACUUAUUACAGGUCUUCAUUCUGGUCAAUGGACAGAUUUUUGAUUUUUUAUUAUUUUUUUUUUCCUUUUUCCUUUUUGUUGUUAUCUCAUUAACAUCUACCUACUGACUGUGUCUAUAUAUAACCACACCGUCUGGUGUUAAACCACUUAAUAAAAGUAACAAAACUACAAA